Messenger RNA from Zerene cesonia (dogface butterfly), 1378 nucleotides. Its product is annotated as retinol dehydrogenase 13-like. Bases 399 to 1292 code for a protein of 297 amino acids. The record is from RefSeq and is a predicted model, not a curated record. NCBI's taxonomy places the organism in Eukaryota, Metazoa, Arthropoda, Insecta, Lepidoptera, Pieridae. The transcript has a single exon.
UAAAUUUUUUAUAUCUUACAUUAAGAACAAACACUGUAAGCGCUAAUUUAGAUAUACCCAGUACCCCAACUAUUUGUAGCAAUACAAAUAUGGAUAUUGGGAAACGUGAAAUACACGUAAGCUAGUACUAAAACUUGUUAUGUUUAUGCAUAAGUAGAACGAAAAAUUGUUUAUUCCAUACAUUAAUUCCUCAUUUAUACUAUAUUUUACUUCUCCACUAUUGUUCACUUUAUUGGCAUCGCAAACAAAACGUGAAACAAUGGUAAUUCACGAAACCUUUUUUGUAAUAAAUAUAAUAAUAAUAAAUGCAUAGUCCAUUUACAGCGUAAACUUCCUGUUUAAUGACAGUACCUUGAUCGACUUCGUGCUGUGUUAUUGUAUUAUGGACGAUUAAGAAAAUGUGUAGCACGGAAUCACGACUUGAUGGUAAAACUAUCAUUGUUACUGGUGGUAGUGCAGGGAUAGGCUAUGAGGCAGCUAAGAAUCUGGCCUAUAAAGGAGCCAGAGUAAUCAUCGCAAGCCGCAACGAAACCAAACUCACUAGGGCCAGGGACCGACUCCAAAAGAUAACAGGGAACAAACACGUAACAUACAGGCAAAUAGAUUUAGCAUCAUUGAAAUCUGUGAGGAACUUUGCACGCGAGACAAUAAAAACGGAAGAAAGAUUAGAUGUUUUAAUAAACAAUGCAGGCGCAGUGGGACUAUCAGAUCGACUAACUGAAGAUGGACUCAACCUGACGAUGCAAGUGAAUUAUUUCGGCGCGUUCCUGCUCACAUAUCUAUUGCUGCCUCUGUUGAAGUCUUCAUCACCGAGUCGCAUAAUAAACAGUUCAGCGUCGUCAAUGUACAUCGGACAUUUAGAAUUCGAUCAUUGGAACGAUGUCGGAAGGUACAACACUAUAGAAUCGCUAGCGAAUUCGAAACUCGCUGUUGCGCUAUUUACAGCUGAAUUGGGUAAUAAACUAAAAGAUACUAAUGUCACAGCGAAUACAUUCGAUCCAUUCGUAGUUCGUGAUACAGAUAUUCUGAGUAAUAUACCAGGAUUGAUUCGGAAUGUUUCUCAAUUGUUUGUGGAUAUAAUUGGCCAGCCCAAAGAAGACGUUGGUAGGGAAAUUUUAUUUCUAGCGGCGGAUCCUAACAUGGAGAAGGUAACUGGAGAGCAUUACAAGUUCUGUAAAAAAUGGAUUAAUCACUGGCUAGUCGACGAGGAAAUGUUAACCAACCAGCUGUGGGAUGAAUCGAAAAAGGUUGUAAAUAUUACUUCAGAAGAAGAUUGGGAACGAGUAACAUGAGGAGUCUAAGUGAUGAAUAUACUUGUUAUUUUUUGUAUAAAAAAUUGUGUUAUCUUAUGAUCGAAACAUAUGAGAGUUCAUUGAAA